AUGGAUCGUGAGAACAGCCCAAAGAGGCGGAAGAUUGAUAGCGAAGAAUAUUCGAUUGCGCCUCGCCCCAAAUUCCGCAAGCCAAAUCACCCUCGCGACUCUGCACCAUCUUCACGAGCGCAUACGCCCAGACUACACGAUCAAGGCUCCAAUGGCCACCAUGGCCCCCAGAAGCCUUUUACCGGGCCAGAACCCCUGGUUGAGGAUUUCGACUCGAUGGCGCUGGAUCGCGACUGGUACGGUGGGGAAGAAAACGGGCAUACCUUUGGCGACGACACGCACAACCCAUUCGGAGGCGCCGACAGCACCUGGCAGGACGCGCAGCGAGAGGCUGCUUUGACCGAGAAAAAGCAGAACAAUCGCGCAAGCAUGAGGGCGCAGCAGAAACAAAAGGACGUAGACGCGUGGGAGACGAAUCGGAUGCUGCAGUCUGGUGUGGCCCAACGACGAACCUUUGACGAUGACUUCGACGAUGAUGAAGAGGGCAUGCGCGUGCAUAUACUGGUCCACGACCUCAAGCCGCCAUUCUUGGAUGGCAAGACCGUCUUCACAAAACAGAUUGACCCGGUGCCCGCUGUGCGUGACCCACAGAGUGACAUGGCCGUCUUCAGUCGCCGAGGCAGUCGAGUUGUAAAGGAAAAGAGGCAGCAAAAGGAACGGCAAAAACACGCACAGGAAGCUACUAGCGCCAAGGGGACCACGCUGGGAAACAUCAUGGGCGUCAAAGAAGACGACGCGGACAGUGCCGCUCCCAUGCCCGAAGAGGAGGAGAAGCAGGGUGGAAGCAAGUUUGCACAGCAUCUGAGUAAACAAGAAGGUGCUAGCGCUUUCAGUAAGAGCAAGACGCUGAGGGAACAACGCCAAUAUCUCCCAGCUUUUGCAGUGCGAGAGGAUCUCUUGCGUGUGAUUCGCGACAACCAGGUCGUCAUUGUAGUCGGCCAGACUGGGUCUGGAAAGACGACGCAAUUGACGCAAUUUCUCUUCGAAGACGGAUACGCCAAACAUGGGCUCAUCGGUUGCACGCAACCACGUCGUGUAGCUGCCAUGAGUGUAGCCAAGCGUGUCAGUGAAGAGAUGGAGGUCAGACUAGGAGGUCAGGUUGGCUAUGCAAUUCGAUUUGAAGACUGCACCAGCAAAGAGACCAAGAUCAAGUACAUGACUGACGGUGUUCUGCUUCGAGAAUCUCUGGUUGAGCCAGAUCUUGACAAGUACUCGUGCAUCAUCAUGGACGAGGCUCACGAGAGAGCCUUGAAUACCGACGUGCUCAUGGGGCUACUGAAAAAGGUGCUUGCACGAAGAAGAGACCUCAAACUAAUAGUCACGUCAGCUACGAUGAACUCUGAGAGGUUUUCGCGAUUCUAUGGAGGGGCCCCAGAGUUCGUCAUCCCUGGACGUACAUUUCCAGUCGACAUUCAGUUUUCUCGGUCGUCGUGCGAAGACUAUGUGGAUAGCGCGGUCAAGCAAGUCCUUGCCAUCCACGUCUCCCAGGGUCCUGGCGACAUCCUAGUCUUCAUGACAGGCCAGGAGGAUAUCGAAAUCACCUGCGAGCUCGUGGCUGAAAGGCUGAAGCUCCUCAAUGACCCACCGAAGCUCAGUAUCCUACCAAUCUACAGUCAAAUGCCUGCAGAUCUCCAGGCCAAGAUUUUCGAGCGUGCAGCACCAGGUGUCCGCAAAGUCAUCGUGGCGACGAAUAUUGCAGAAACGAGUCUAACAGUCGACGGCAUCAUGUACGUUGUCGACGCCGGCUUCUCCAAACUUAAAGUCUACAAUCCCAAAAUGGGCAUGGACACGCUCCAAAUCACGCCCAUUUCCCAAGCCAAUGCCUCGCAGCGCGCCGGUCGCGCAGGCCGCACGGGUCCAGGGAAAUGCUUCCAUCUCUACACAGAACGGGCAUUUCGUGAUGAAUUCUACAUUCAGACCAUUCCUGAAAUUCAGCGCACGAAUCUGGCCAACACUGUGCUCCUGUUGAAAUCCUUGGGUGUCCGCGACCUCCUAGACUUCGACUUCAUGGACCCACCGCCACAAGACACAAUCACCACCUCCCUCUUCGACCUCUGGGCGCUCGGCGCCCUCGACAACAUCGGCAACCUCACCCAGCUCGGCCGCACAAUGACGGCCUUCCCCAUGGACCCCUCGCUCGCCAAACUCAUCAUCACUGCGGUAGACUACGGCUGCACGGAAGAAAUGCUCACCAUCGUCGCCAUGCUCUCCGUCCCCAGCGUCUUCUACCGGCCCAAGGAACGGCAAGAAGAAUCCGACGCGGCGCGCGAGAAAUUCUUCGUCCCGGAAAGCGACCACCUCACCCUGCUGCACGUUUACAGUCAAUGGAAAGUCAACGGCUACAGCGACUCGUGGUGUCUCCGCCACUUCCUCCACCCAAAGGCCCUGCGCCGCGCAAAGGAAAUCCGCGACCAAAUCAAAGACAUCAUGGACAAGCAGAAAAUGGCCCUCGUCUCCUGCGGCACCGACUGGGACGUUGUCCGCACCUGCAUCUGCAGCGGCUACUAUCACCAAGCCGCAAAAGUCAAGGGCAUCGGCGAAUACAUCAAUCUCCGCACCAGCGUCACCAUUCAACUUCACCCGACCAGCGCCCUCUACGGCCUCGGUUACCUCCCCGACUACGUCGUCUACCACGAACUCAUCCUCACGAGCAAGGAAUACAUGUCCUGCGUCACCAGCGUAGAUCCCCAUUGGCUCGCAGAUCUUGGCGCCGUCUUCUACAGUAUCAAGGAGAAGGGCUAUUCGAAGCGUGAUAAAAAGAUCGUCGAGAUUGAGUUUAAUAAGCGGGCUGAGCUCGAGGCUAAAAUGGCAAGGGAUAGGGAGGACGAGGAACGCAGACUUCGGAACGAGGAGGAAGGGGGUGUGAGCGCGGCCAAGGUGGCGAGCGUGAAGAAGGGGGGUGUGGGUGCGGAGGCAGAUGGAGAUGGUGUGGUGAAGAGGCCGGUUAAGAAGAAGUUUGGGCGUAGGUGA
Molecule: messenger RNA, 2970 nt
Organism: Plenodomus lingam JN3
Lineage: Eukaryota; Fungi; Ascomycota; Dothideomycetes; Pleosporales; Leptosphaeriaceae
Gene: PRP16
Product: DEAH-box RNA helicase prp16
Biological process (GO): mRNA splicing, via spliceosome
Cellular component (GO): spliceosomal complex; intracellular anatomical structure
Molecular function (GO): RNA binding; 3'-5' RNA helicase activity; ATP binding
Source: RefSeq, a predicted model, not a curated record